ACGAAAGGCCCAAGGGUGGGAAUUGGGAUCGUAUUUUAAUUUUUCCUUUUGGCGUCCCUCCUCUCUCUGUUUCAACAUCAGCAGUCUCGCAGGGCCGGCUUGUGCUUCUCACUUGCCGCCAACAUGGCUGUGGGUGUUCUCGCUCUACAGGGGUCUUUUAACGAACACAUAGCAGCGCUGAGGAAACUGGGGGUUAAGGGUGUGGAGAUAAGGAAGCCGGAACAGCUGGAGCAAGUGGGCUCCCUUAUCAUCCCUGGUGGAGAGAGCACCACCAUGGCCAAGCUCGCUGAAUACCACAACCUGUUUCCUGCUUUGCGAGAGUUUGUUAAACUUGGGAAGCCUGUUUGGGGAACCUGUGCAGGACUUAUCUUCUUGGCAAAUAAGGCUGUUGGACAGAAAACAGGUGGGCAGGAACUAGUUGGGGGCCUUGAUUGUACAGUCCACCGGAACUUCUUUGGCAGUCAGAUUCAGAGUUUUGAGACAGAGCUUUCUGUACCUGAACUUGCAGCCAAGGAAGGUGGUCCUGAAACUUUCCGAGGAGUUUUCAUCCGCGCUCCUGCAAUCCUUGAAGUAGGGCCGAAAGUUGAAGUGCUGGCUGAUUAUCCUGUCCCAUCUGGCAAAUUGUUGGAUUCAAUAUCUGCUCUAGAAGCCCCACAGGAGAAUGCUGGGUCUGAAAAGAAGGUGAUUGUUGCUGUAAAGCAAGGGAACUUGCUAGGGACUGCCUUCCAUCCUGAAUUGACUGCAGAUACCCGAUGGCACAGUUACUUCUUGAAGAUGACGAGUGAGGUCAGAGAAGAGGCCUCAAGUAGUAUCUCUGUGGCUGGAGGUGAGGACACAAGUUCCAAUGAGCAAUUGGGGAAUGAUCUUCCUAUAUAUCAAUAGUAGCCAUGAGAAAACUAACUAGUUAUCUUUGCAACAUCCUUAUUAUUUUGAAAUUUAUAGUUGCCUUCUAUAUUUGAAUAUUUAUGAUUUCUGUAAUAGGUCAGUCCGUAUUUGACUGGAAAAUUCUGUUUGGUGGGUUGGUUUCUAAGUGGAUUCCUCUUAUGUUUACUAGAUGGGGCUUGUAAAUAUUUCAGUAGUUUACAAUGCUCGAGGUGCUAUAGUUUGAGCUUCUGAGUUACCUCA
This is a messenger RNA of Vitis riparia (riverbank grape), 1125 nucleotides long. Its product is annotated as probable pyridoxal 5'-phosphate synthase subunit PDX2. Gene Ontology annotation, molecular function: glutaminase activity. Gene Ontology annotation, cellular component: cytosol; glutaminase complex. The coding region runs from base 124 to 882 and encodes 252 amino acids. Gene Ontology annotation, biological process: pyridoxal 5'-phosphate biosynthetic process; pyridoxine metabolic process. The transcript is spliced from 7 exons. The record is from RefSeq and is a predicted model, not a curated record. Lineage: Eukaryota; Viridiplantae; Streptophyta; Magnoliopsida; Vitales; Vitaceae.